Humulus lupulus (European hop) is the source of this 1931-nucleotide messenger RNA. RefSeq names its product polyubiquitin-like. The coding region runs from base 102 to 1706 and encodes 534 amino acids. Gene Ontology annotation, molecular function: ubiquitin protein ligase binding; protein tag activity. Gene Ontology annotation, biological process: modification-dependent protein catabolic process; protein ubiquitination. Gene Ontology annotation, cellular component: cytoplasm; nucleus. The record is from RefSeq and is a predicted model, not a curated record. Lineage: Eukaryota; Viridiplantae; Streptophyta; Magnoliopsida; Rosales; Cannabaceae. The transcript has a single exon.
CUUCUUCACAAAUAUUCAUAGCCUUCUCUCAAUUCUCUCCUUUCCUCUCCGAUAAAUACACAAAAAAUUCCUCUUAUCUUCGUUAUUUUCGAUUCUCGAAUAUGCAGAUCUUCGUCAAAACCCUAACCGGUAAGACCAUCACUCUCGAGGUCGAGAGCUCCGACACCAUCGACAAUGUUAAGGCCAAGAUUCAAGACAAGGAGGGGAUCCCUCCGGACCAGCAGAGGCUUAUCUUCGCUGGAAAGCAGCUCGAAGAUGGCAGAACCCUAGCCGAUUACAAUAUCCAGAAGGAGUCGACUCUUCAUCUGGUGCUCAGGCUCCGUGGUGGUAUGCAGAUCUUCGUCAAGACCUUGACCGGAAAGACCAUCACUCUUGAGGUCGAGUCCUCCGAUACCAUUGACAACGUCAAGGCUAAGAUACAGGACAAGGAAGGCAUUCCUCCGGAUCAGCAGAGGUUGAUCUUUGCCGGAAAGCAGCUCGAGGAUGGCCGAACCCUCGCCGAUUACAACAUCCAGAAGGAGUCCACCCUUCACUUGGUGCUCAGGCUCCGUGGUGGUAUGCAGAUCUUCGUUAAGACUUUGACCGGAAAGACGAUCACGCUCGAGGUCGAAUCAUCCGACACCAUCGACAACGUCAAAGCCAAGAUCCAGGACAAGGAAGGAAUUCCCCCAGACCAGCAGAGGUUGAUCUUUGCCGGAAAGCAGCUUGAAGAUGGCCGAACCCUCGCCGACUACAACAUUCAGAAGGAGUCCACCCUUCAUCUGGUGCUAAGGCUCCGUGGUGGUAUGCAGAUCUUCGUCAAGACCUUGACCGGAAAGACCAUCACUCUUGAGGUCGAGUCCUCCGACACCAUCGACAACGUCAAGGCUAAGAUCCAGGACAAGGAAGGGAUCCCCCCAGACCAGCAGAGGCUGAUAUUCGCCGGAAAGCAGCUUGAGGACGGACGUACCCUCGCUGAUUACAACAUCCAGAAGGAGUCCACACUCCACUUGGUGCUUCGUCUCCGUGGCGGUAUGCAGAUAUUUGUGAAAACCCUCACCGGGAAGACCAUCACCCUUGAGGUCGAGAGCUCCGACACGAUCGACAACGUCAAGGCCAAAAUCCAGGACAAGGAGGGAAUUCCCCCAGACCAGCAGCGUCUCAUCUUCGCUGGAAAACAGCUCGAGGACGGCCGUACCCUUGCCGACUACAACAUCCAGAAGGAGUCGACUCUCCACUUGGUGCUUCGUCUCCGUGGAGGUAUGCAGAUCUUUGUCAAGACCCUCACAGGGAAGACCAUCACCCUCGAGGUGGAAAGCUCAGACACAAUCGACAACGUUAAGGCUAAGAUUCAGGACAAGGAGGGAAUUCCCCCAGACCAGCAACGUCUGAUCUUCGCCGGAAAGCAGUUGGAGGAUGGCCGUACCCUUGCUGACUACAACAUUCAGAAGGAGUCGACCCUGCACUUGGUGCUCCGUUUGAGGGGUGGGAUGCAAAUCUUCGUGAAGACCCUUACGGGCAAAACCAUCACUUUGGAGGUGGAGAGCUCUGACACAAUUGAUAAUGUAAAGGCUAAAAUCCAGGACAAGGAAGGCAUCCCACCAGACCAGCAGCGUCUCAUCUUUGCAGGGAAGCAAUUGGAGGACGGUCGCACUCUUGCUGAUUACAACAUUCAGAAGGAGUCUACCCUUCACCUUGUUCUCCGUCUCCGUGGUGGGGAUUUCUGAAGAAGUUGUGGUUCGGUCUCAGCUUUUGGGGUUGGCGUGUUUUGAUGGGCUUAUUAGUUGUUAAGCCUUUUGCAGAAAAUAAGCCGUCUUUAUGUUUUUAGUUGUGGUUCUUUUCAAUUUUAAAGGUUGUACUCAAUUUUAAAGGUUGUACUUGUUAAUUUGGUCCAAUGAGGCCAAUGAUAAACUCCCGUCAUUUCCAUAAUAAAUUUAGUAUUUUGUUCACAA